CUCUCUCUCUCUCCAAAAAGGCUACUGCACCUGCAAACUGCAACUUUUGUCUAACCCCCCCUCCUGUUCAUUUCAUCACCUCCAUUUCUUAAAACCUGCCAAGCCCUGUGCCACAAGCUCACUGCAUCACAUAGCACUUCCUCUCUCUCUCUCUCUCUCUCUCUCUCUCUCUCUCUCUCUUACAUCCCACCCACCAAAGACCCAAAAACAAAAAGAGAAAUUUGGACAAAAAUCCCGACAAGAAUUAAUCAAUCGAGACACACACACACGCAAACGCCGAACGCUCCAAUUCAUACUUCCUCCUCCUCCUCCUGUCCCUCACUCUCCACUCCACCCACGAAUAACCAACGAAAAAGAAAGGAAAAAAGGGGGAAAAUUUUGGGGCAUAAAGAUCCGACCCCAGAUGUUCACCCUCCGCCCCGCGGCCCCCCUCCUCGUCGUGCUCCUCCUCGCCGCCGCCGCGCGCCUCCCUCGAUCGGCGUCCGACCCGGGGGACGAGCUCUGCCUCACCCGCCUCUCCGAGUCGCUCCAGGACCCGGGCCGGCGGCUCUCGAACUGGAACCGGUCCGCCUUCGCCGCCCCGUGCAACGGCUUCACCUCCUCCCUCAGCGGCGCCACCUGCACCAACGGCCGCAUCUACAAGCUCUCCCUCUCCAACCUGGGCCUCCAGGGGACCCUCCCGGCGAACCUCGCCAACUGCACCUCCCUCCAGGCCCUCGACCUCUCCGCCAACGCCCUCACCGGCCCGAUCCCGCCGGACCUCCAGGGCCUCGUCAACCUCGCCGUCCUCAACCUCUCCUCCAACCGCCUCUCCGGCCAGAUCCCCCCGCAGCUCGCCCUCUGCGCCUACCUCAACGUCAUCGACCUCCACAACAACCUCCUCUCCGGCCCCAUCCCCCAGCAGCUCGGCCUCCUCGUCCGCCUCUCCUCCUUCGACGUCUCCAACAACCGCCUCGAGGGCCAGAUCCCCGGCUCCCUCGCGAACCGGACCGGCAACCUCCCCCGCUUCAACGCGAGCUCCUUCGAGGGCAACAAGGGGCUCUUCGGGUACCCUUUGGCCCCCAUGAAGAGCAAAGGCCUGUCGGUGCUGGCCAUUGUCGGGAUCGGGCUCGGGAGCGGGCUGGCCAGCCUGGUGCUCAGCUUCACCGGGGUCUGUAUCUGGCUGAGGGUCACCGAGAGGAAGCUGGUCAUGGAGGAAGGCAAGAUCAGUCAGCUGAUGCCCGAUUACUGAUGAAUUUCUCGAUGGAAAUUGAUGGGAUUUCUUGCUCCUUUUGCUCCUUUCGGAUGUGAAGAUGGAGAUGGAGAUUUGACGUUUGUGCAGAUUGAGUUCAGGUACAUUUUGGAUUUUUCGGUGAGUUGCGAUACUCAGAGGGAAAAGGGGAACAAAAGUUCGAGCUCUGUAUUUUUAGUAUUUUUCUGUAUUUUUCUU
Messenger RNA from Syzygium oleosum, 1429 nucleotides. Its product is annotated as receptor-like protein 44. The coding region runs from base 404 to 1231 and encodes 275 amino acids. The record is from RefSeq and is a predicted model, not a curated record. The transcript has a single exon. Lineage: Eukaryota; Viridiplantae; Streptophyta; Magnoliopsida; Myrtales; Myrtaceae. Gene Ontology annotation, molecular function: protein binding.